Messenger RNA from Momordica charantia (bitter melon), 389 nucleotides. The record is from RefSeq and is a predicted model, not a curated record. NCBI's taxonomy places the organism in Eukaryota, Viridiplantae, Streptophyta, Magnoliopsida, Cucurbitales, Cucurbitaceae.
GGUGUGGUGUACCAAUAGCCACGUGGCCAGUGUAUGCGGAGCAGCAAAUGAAUGCCUUCGAAGUUGUGAAGGAAUUGGAAUUGGCGGUGGAGUUACGACUUGACUAUCGAGAGGGAAGCAAUGUGGUGACUGCAGAGGAGCUAGAGAGAGCGCUGAGGCGCUUGAUGGACAACAAUGACGAGGUCAGAUCGAAAGUGAAGCAAAUGGAAGUGAAGUGCAGAAUUGUUCUCAUGGAAAAUGGAUCCUCAUACGAGGCCUUGAAUCUUCUGAUUCAUAAAUUAACGGCUCAUAUUUUGUAAUAAUUUGAAACUGAGACAUAUUAAAGUUGCAUAUUUUCUCUUUGUUCGCGGAUAAUGCUCGAUUAAAUAAAUAUAUAUUUACCGCUAAAA